This is a messenger RNA of Varanus komodoensis (Komodo dragon), 2568 nucleotides long. It is a transcript of the gene EAPP, whose product is annotated as E2F associated phosphoprotein. Gene Ontology annotation, biological process: positive regulation of cell population proliferation. The transcript has 6 exons. The coding region runs from base 61 to 939 and encodes 292 amino acids. The record is from RefSeq and is a predicted model, not a curated record. NCBI's taxonomy places the organism in Eukaryota, Metazoa, Chordata, Lepidosauria, Squamata, Varanidae. Gene Ontology annotation, cellular component: nucleus.
GCGUUUCUUGCCUUGCAGAGGCGGAACGGGGUUGUGAUUGUGGCUGGCAGAUAGGCCGUCAUGAGUUGUCUGCGGGAGGAGGAUGAUCCGUACGUGGUCGAGGAACCCAGCGAUGAGGAGCCGGGGCAAAGCAGCUCUGAAGAUGAAGUGGACGUGCUCUUACAUGGCACUCCUGAUCAGAAGCGUAAACUGAUAAGAGAGUGUCUGACGGGUGAAAGUGAAUCUUCUAGUGAUGAUGAAUUCCAAAAGGAAAUGGAAGCUGAACUAGCCUGCACCAUGAAAAGUAUGGAGGGCAAGUGGAAGUCACAACUCACAGGUGGUACUUCUAAUGCUGGGCAAACUGCCACUGUGUCCACUUCAAAAUAUUAUGAUGACAUUUAUUUUGAUUCUGAUUCAGAGGAUGAAGACAAAGCAGUGAUGCCAGAAGCCAGGAAAAAAAAGAAACACCAACAGCGUAGAAUUCCCACGAAUGAUGAGUUGUUCUAUGAUCCUGAAGAAGACAACAGAGACCAGGAAUGGGUAGAUAUGAAGAGAAGGGGGUAUCAUAGAAUGAGAAGUGCGCUGUCACCACAACAGCAGGCCAAAUUUCCUGCCAUUCCCCACAGUGAUGCAGUUUUGAACUGUCCUGCUUGCAUGACAACAUUGUGCCUUGACUGUCAGAGGCACGAAUCAUACAGAACUCAGUACAGAGCAAUGUUUGUUAUGAACUGCACUGUUGUCAAAGAAGAGAUUUUGAAAUACAAAAGUCCGUUGAACAAGAAGACAAAGAGAAAGCACAAGAAAAUUAAACAGAGUAGUGAAUCCAUUGCUGGCUCGGAAAAACAGGAAGAGGAGGAAAUUUAUCAUCCAGUGAAAUGUACUGAGUGUUCAACAGAAGUGGCUGUUUUGGAUAAGGAUGAAGUCUUUCAUUUUUUCAAUGUUCUAGCAAGCCACUGCUAAGACACAAAAUUUUGCAUUGUUUGAAGCUGUUGUUCCCUUUGUUGUUCAGUUGUUCUAGGGUCCAACAAAUUGAUGUGGAAAUCAUAUUCAGCCACCUUGGAUUGAUAAAAUAAGUGAACUUUAAUUUAUGUGUAUAGUUUGUUUUUCAAACUCUUGCCUAUGUGCAUAUUUCUUAGUAUCCUGUUAAGCAAAAUAACAAUAUUUGGAGCUAAAGAAAACUAAUAUAAACCAGAUAUUGACAUAAUUUAACUAUGUUCAAGACUUGGAGUUUUGAUUAUUUUCCCCCUGUUCUUUAUUCAUCCCAAAUAUUUUGGAAACCAUACUGUAUUUGUUUUUUUUCUUGUGCUUGUAGCUCCCUGAGAUGCCAUGCCAGACUUUUCUCUCCUUUUAGCAUCCAAAUUGCUAAUCUGUAAGAGCAUAUUCCUGGUAAAUAAAGUCAUAGAGAUACUCUUUGGUCUACUUUGAGACUUUAACCAUACUCAGAAUUCUGGAUCUUUUCAAAGAAAUUUGUAUGAACAUUGCGAUUUAAACUUGGGGGUACUUCAUAAAAUGCCAAUAUUAGUUAAAAUCUGUUGUUACAAGAAUAUUUAAAAGAUGGUUAAAAUGAUUUCCACUUCCUCAGAAACUUAACACAUAGAAAUAGCAAAGAUGCAUAAAUUGAUAGAAAUUAAUAAGACACAUUCAAGUUAGGCAGAAAUGCACAGGACACUUUCAGUUACUGUCUUGUAUGGGUGCAAAAGUGCAGGCCCAGCUAUUGAAAAAUACAACUUGGAAAUCUUCGAAGUAGCCUUUGGUUUUCUGUUAAAAGUUAGAUGUUAGGCAAUUCUUAUUUUUUAACUUUAUUCCAUGUAAAAUAUUCUACUUGUUUUAUCGUUAUAGCAGCACUUUCAAGAAGCUUUUUCCAGAAGCCAUGUAAGACUAAGAAGUGUUUUGAAUUGCCAUCUCCUGUGUCCAGGCCAAGCAUUCUAUAGCUCAGAGUUCCUUGACAGCAGUGUACCAUCUUGGCAGCAAAAUUAAUUUGCUAUGCUAAACACACAGAGAAAGUUUUUCCAUUCUUUGGUGUGGCUUUGGGAUUCUUCUCUUGUGUUUCUGAGAUUUAAAAAUUUACUUUCCACAGAGCAAAACAAUAAUUGUUUUCUUUGCUAUUUGGAACUAGUUUUUACUGACUUUAGAAUCAAAAUGUUCAGUUUACAGCCUUUUAAAAGAAACAACACCACUUUAUACAAUAGUAUAGUAUUUAAAACAGUGAUUAGAUUGUUUUUAUUCUAGUUUUAAUCCCUUUUUCGUUAGCAGUCAGACUCAAAUAGAUUUCAUAAAUGAUCAACCUCUCAGGUGACUAAACUAGAAGACUGCCAUAUAAAAGCAAUUUCUUUCAGUUUUACUAAAUCAGCCUUUAUUACAAGCCAUUUACUCUUAAUUGAUUUUUUUGUGAGUUUUGAAGAAUGAAUAAUAAUCCAAAGGUUUGGUGUCCAUUUAUAGCAUGCCACAUAAACAAGCAAUUAGACAAUAUCAGUGCUCUUUUAGAUUUAUUUUAGCUGCUUUCAUUGAUACUUUUAAAAAAGUUUUGACUGUAUUUUGUUGGUAAUAUGAAUAUGUUGUAAAUAAAACAAUAAAUACAUGAUACCUGAA